UCUUCUCACUUGACGAAGUUUCGCAAAGUGAAAAAAACGCUGUUCGAGCGCAAUUGAAGUUGGGUUCUCGCAUCGAUGAAAAUGAGAGUACGCGUUGGAUUUUUUCUCCUAGCCUUUCUCGGUUUCUUUUCUGCUUUUAGCUCGGCUCUGAAAUGUCCUGGCGUUGCUCAUUACAAGCUGAGUUUCUACGGCAAAUGGAGUAACAUGACUCACCCGAAUGCUGUUCCUACAAAGGGCUUUCCUAUGUUUUCACCUUGGGUCGGCGCCUCUCACAGUGCAGAUUACUCCAUGUGGAAGCCAGGAAUGAUGGCCUCAGAAGGCGUACAACAAGUUGCUGAGACAGGUAAUUCGUCACUCCUGCGAGAUGAAAUCAUGAUGCGUAUGAUGUACAACAAGACAGUGUGGAAACUGAUCCAACAACAGGGCGGUCCCAUAAACGGCACAGACAUGGUGGAGGGCAUUGAUGUUGAGGUCACGGCCGACUAUCCUUACGUGUCGCUGAUUUCCAUGAUCUUCCCCUCUCCUGAUUGGUUCAUAGGAGGCGACUCUAUAAACCUUUGUAAUAAUGGAAACUGGCGUGACAGCUGGAACGUAGCAAUGCUGCCGCCAUGGGAUGCUGGGACUGAUAGUGGAACCACGUUCACCGCCGAUGACGUGGAGACAAGUCCCCAAGGGAAUAUCGCUGUUAUCAACACAAUGAUGAACACUUCCUUUAUGAACCUUCAGGGAGACAUUCCAACCAUGGGCAUGCUGAUGUUUCAAAGAGUCAAUAAGCCAACGCAGUAUAUGUGCAGCGGAGAGCAGAAGUACAUGCUCAAGUUUGAAGGAAUGUGGACCGAACAGAGGCAACCCAUGGGAUACCCGUCCAAUCCUCGUUUUUCACCUCUCAUCGGUUGCACCCAUAUGUAUAACUACAGGUUCUGGAGUCCCAUGACUAUGGCUUCUAAAGGAGUACAGAUGGUCGCAGAAACAGGCAACUACUCAACAUUGUACUACGAGCUGAAAAACUUCAUGGGAAAAUAUCAGGGAUACAUUCACAUGAUUUACAAAGCCGAUGAAAUGUCUGGCGCUGCAAAGAAUACAACUAUGAUGAUAACGGCGAGUGGCAAGUAUUCCCAAGCCUCUUUCAUCGCCAUGAUUGCUCCCUCUCCUGACUGGUUCGUUGGAGUUCAUGGCGUAGAGCUCUGUGGAAGCGAUGGCAAAUGGAAGGAGAGUGUGUCCAUGUACUUGCCCGCGUGGGAUGCUGGGACAGAUAGUGGAAUGAACUUCACCUCAGAAAAUGCUCCCACUUUGCCGCAGGAUGUUGUCACAGUCAUUACAAAGGACAGCGAAACCGUGCUGAAGGGAAUGAAUGACAUCCCCGCCUUCGCCAAAAUCACCUUCACCAAAUAUACAGCGACCAAUCCACCGAGCUCAGGGGUUCAGGGUAUUUCCGCAACAGUUGGUACCUUUCUGUCUGUUGCGUUUCUCGCCGUCAUUUGCUUUUUGUCUUAGCUUCGUUGAGAUUAGAAGAGGCUAGUCGGCACGGCUAGGGAAACACAUUCCCAUUCGUCCCUUCUCUGUUCACACAAAUGGGGGAAUUUACCGCGGCAACAAAGCCUAAGAUCUCUAGCUUGCGUAGAUACGGGGUUUAAAGGGGAUCGCUUCUUGACGUCAAACCGGUACUCACGUAAAUAUUCGUUUUACGUACCUUCUUUUCCAUCAAAUUAGAUUGAACUCCGUAAGUUGAUUUUCAACUUCCAUCAGUGAUAUGUUAACUACGGAAGUUGAUGAAGCUUACAACUGCUCUAAAACUACGGAGGAAAACUCUAACUUGUUUUCAAGAUUUUUAUAAGAUGCUGUGGACUUUAACACCAACGCCAUGUAGUUUUGCUGGCCUUCACUUAAAUUUUCUAAGUAACAGUAGCAAACUUGAAACAAGACCGAUAAAAAUUUGUCAAAUUCAGCGUGCCACCUAAAAUGUUUACUCCAGUGCGACUGUUUUAGUUCUGAUGUUUUUCAAAUUAAACAGUGUCUCUGCUUUUAUUUUUUAUUUGACAGUAGAAAACUUGAAACAGGUGCUGGAAUUUGUCAAAUUCAGCGUGCCACCUAAAAUAUUUUACUCCAGUGCGACUGUUUUAGUUCUGAUGUUUUUCAAAUUAAACAGUCUCUCUGCUGUUAUUUUUUAUUUUUACAGUAGCAAACU
Molecule: messenger RNA, 2185 nt
Organism: Pocillopora verrucosa
Lineage: Eukaryota; Metazoa; Cnidaria; Anthozoa; Scleractinia; Pocilloporidae
Biological process (GO): cell adhesion
Cellular component (GO): extracellular matrix
Source: RefSeq, a predicted model, not a curated record